GUCGCGCUGCGAUGACGUCACGCCCGCGCGCCGCCUACCGCCGCCACUUCCGGUUCGCGCCACUUCCGGUUCGCGCCAUUUCCGGCCCGGCCGUUCCCGCGCGCGGAGGCGAAUGAGGGACGCGGGGCGGCACUAAUUAAGCUCCGGCCAUGGCGAAGCGACCGCUGCCGAGCUGGGAGGAGGGGGAGGGGCCGGAGCCGCCCCCCAACAAGAGGGGCCCCGGCAGCCGCUUUCCCGCACAGACGUCUCUCGACAGCAGCGAAGAGGAGGAGGAGGAGGAGGAGGAAGAGGGGCUGUGGGGCGGCCUUGAGGGCGAGGUGGGCGUGUCCUCAGGGCAGGAAGCGGCUCCGGACGAGGCGGCGCUGGGGGAGGGUCCGGUGCCGUUAACCCCUUUUAACCUGGAGGAGGAGUUGGGGGAGGGGCGCUUCGACCCUCAGGGGCACUUCCUGCCGCGGGGGGAGGGGCAGCCCCGGGACCCCUGGCUGGAGGCCAUCGAGGGGCUGCCGAUCCGCCCCCGCGUUCCCCCCCGCGCCGUUCCCGCGCCGGAAGUGGUGGAGGAGGAAUCUCCGCCGCCGCUGCGGGAAUUGCUGAGAGGAGCGGUGGAGCUGCUGCGCCCCGGGGAGAGCGUCGGGGGGGCCCUGCGGAGGCUCGGGGGGCGGGGCCAGGGCCCGAAGGGGCGGGGCCAAGGCCCAAAGGGGCGGGGCCAAAGCGCCAAGCGACUCUCAGAAGGGAAAAGGGGGCGUGGCCAAAGCCCCCAGAAGGACUGUGAGGGAGAAAGGGGGCGUGGCCACAGCUCAGACCAUGAGGGAGAUGAGUUAAAGGGGCGUGGUCAGGAAAGGGGGCGUGGCCACAGCCCGCAGUCAGACCGUGAGGGGGAUGAGCAAAGGGGGCGUGGUCAUAAAAGGGGGCGUGGCCACAGCUCAGAUCAUGAGGGGGAUGAGCUAAGGGGGCGUGGCCAUAGCCCACAGUCAGACAGUGAGGGGGAUGAGCUAAGGGGGCGUGGUCAUAAAAGGGGGCGUGGCCACAGCCCGCAGCCAGACCAUGAGGGAAAGGGGCGCAUGCGCAGCGCUUUAAUAGAUGCAAAUGAGAGCGAUGGGCGUGGCCUUGAGGAAAGGGGGCGUGGCCAGAGCGCUGGGGAGAGAGAGGGAAGUGAGGCCGAGUGCCGUGGGCAGGAAGGGAGGGGGCGUGGCCAUGAUGCUGAGGGGCGGGGCCAGAGCCCCGAGUCCAUAGGUGGCGAUGAGCCAGGGGGGCGUGGCCAGAGCCCCGAGUCCAUAGAGGGUCAUGAGCCGAGGGGGCGUGGCCAGAGCCCAAAGUCCAUAGAAGGGCGUGGCCAGGACUCAAAGGGGCGUGGCCAGAGCCCCCAUUCCGCAGCACUGGAGGCAGAAGGGGAGGGUCCCAGGGAGCCGAGGGGGCGUGUCCAAGGCCCGAGGGGGCGUGGCCAGUGGCAGCCCCGCCCCCGGCCCCCCCCGGAGCUGGAGGCUCUGUCGGCGUUGGCCGAUGGCCUCGUGGCUCACGGACUCUUCGGGAUCUUCCAGGAGACGCGGGAGAGGUUGGAGCUGCGCCUGCGGGGGCUGCGGCACCACGAGGAGGAGGGGGGGGACGGCGACGAGGAGGAGGAGGAGGAGGAAGGUCCGGUGCUUUGGGAGCUGCAAUGGGGGGAGGGGGCGGGAGAACCCGGAACCUUCGGCCCCUUCAGCAGUGCCCAAAUGCAGGAAUGGGCGGAACAGGGGUACUUUUUGGGGGGCGCUCGGUGCCGCCGUCUCCCUCAGGGCCUCUUCUACGACUGUUCUCGCGUCGACUUUCAGCUCUACACAUAA
Molecule: messenger RNA, 1817 nt
Organism: Cuculus canorus (common cuckoo)
Lineage: Eukaryota; Metazoa; Chordata; Aves; Cuculiformes; Cuculidae
Product: CD2 antigen cytoplasmic tail-binding protein 2-like
Exons: 7
Coding region: 150-1817 (555 amino acids)
Cellular component (GO): U5 snRNP
Molecular function (GO): protein binding
Source: RefSeq, a predicted model, not a curated record